GUAAACUAGAAAUAUACCAUGAAAUAUUUUGAUUAAUGUAUUUCAAUGAAACUUUAAUUUUAAAAUCCUAAUUUCAUAUUUCGGUCCUGUAGCAAAGGGGCAAAACGAACUACUACUUCAAUUGUGUCAUUUUGAAGUUCACGAUGUUUCUACGUUUAAGAGUGUUUGUUUCUUUUAAUUUAAAAUGGGCUGUUUAUGCUCAAAAGGCUUUUAAAAUACCAAAGAAUUUAAUCUCGUUUGUUUGAAAUAUAGUGGGAACAAAUCCGAAAAAUGGAAAUGAAUAAUCUGUCGAAAAAAUACAGGAAUUCCUUGAGAAUAACAGUAUUUUUCAUGUUUGUUCUUACCAUGUUUGAGUGGUUUGAAUAUUCUCUCUCACCACUACUCAUUUGGCCAAAGUUCUCUAAAGGUGCUGGAGAUACAGUAAAAUUGCUCAUUGUGGGAGAUCCUCAAUUACUUGGAAAUCGCUAUUCUGCUCCUUCCCUUCUUGGUCUCGUACUCCGUUGGGAUGCAGAUAGAUAUAUAUCUAAAACAUUUUCUCUGGCAUACAACUUUGUAGAACCUGAUUUGGUCAUAUUUCUUGGAGAUAAUUUAGAUGAAGGAGAAAUUGCUAAUGAUGAAGAGUUCACUACCUAUUUUAAAAGAUUCAGGAAUGUUUUUCAAGAAGUUGAUUUUGAUAAGGCUGUUAUAGUACCAGGAGAUAAUGAUAUUGGUGGAGAGAAUGAACCACCCUUACCUGAAAUAGAAAAAAGAUUUAAUAAAUACUUUAGAUCUGAUGUUUUCAUUAAAUUUCAAUUUCUGGAAUUCGUCAAAGUAAAUUACAUUACUCAUUCUAAUAAAUACAUGUCAGCACCAAAUGUUUCCAGCGGCUCUUAUAGGAUAAUACUGUCCCAUAUUCCUUUGACUCAGUUUUACAGUACUUUUGUUUCUAAGGUAAUUCCUUUUUUGGAACCUCAUAUAAUUCUCUCAGCUCAUGAUCAUAAGUCACAGUACAUUAUUUCAGAAAGAAAGACUAGUAUUCCAAAGCAAAUGGCUCCUGUUACUGAUUUCAAUUCCUUCCUUUUCAAUAUUACAGAAACUACUGUUCAUGAAAUAGUAGUUCCAACUUGUUCAUAUAGAAUGGGUACAAGCCAGAUGGGAUAUGGUGCUUUAGAGAUAAAUUGAUGUGAUUUUCCUUGAAUGCAAGCUUCAUUUUAUAAUUUCAUCUAAAGUCUCAAUCUGAACAGCCGAGAGGAUAAGAAAAUAAUGUCAUGCAUUUUUUUAAUUAAUGGAUUGAUAUGCUUUUGUAGUCAUUGCAGAAUUCACAGUUCUCAGCAUAUAAAUAGGAAACUCACAGCAGUUAAAAACUUAUUGAUUCUUAUCUAUGAUUUUAUUUCCUAAUGUUAUCAUUUACUUUUACUUUCAAGCUAAAUGUAAUUCAAAAUUCACAUUGUAUGCACUUAUAUUAAUGUUAAAAAAUGGGUUUAUAUUAUGUCUUGAUUACUAGUAUAAUUUAAUGUUACGGAUAAAUAUUUAGUGAGUAUUUUCUGUGGUAUCUUUAUUAAGUAUGAUCGGAUGUGAAUAUUACAGUUUUGUUUACAAUUUGCCUUUAAGGCAAAUUAUCUUUUUUUGAAAGUGGUUCUGUAUGUGUAUGUAUGUUUGUGUCUAAAUUUCUCUUCCUUGGAGAUGAUAUAUGAAAAACCUUUUCUAAUAAUAAUAAUAAUAUAUAUGUGUGUGUGUGUGUCUUUGCAAAAGCUGCAAUGGAUUGAAAAGGUUUAUUACAUUUUAAUAACUUGGUAAAUCUUUACUGCAUAGAUAAAAGGAUGACUUCUGUAGAAAGCUGUAGAAUAUAAUUUUAUUAUUGGAUAAAGAUGCAUAAAAUCUUAUUCACAGUAAAAUAUGCACCCCGCAUUCUUAUUAGCUUAGCACAUCUUCAUACAAUGGAUGCUGCAGAGAAGCGAGCUACAUUCGUUUUAGUAAGAAUGAUGCAAGUGAAAAAGUGAUUACACAUGAAGAAGUUUCAGUUCUUAAUUGAAAUCUCUAAUCUGAUUGGUUAAAUAGCAUUUGUUCUGCAGUGUUACAUUAGAUAGUAUAAUGACGAUUUAGUUUGAAAUUGUGUAGAUAGACAUACUAUAAAUAGUUGCUAUUUUUAAGAUAGAAAGAGGAAAUACCCAAAUUAAAAUGAAGAAUAAAGGGAUUAAUUCAAAAUUAAAGUUAGUAGUUUGCUUUCAUAUUUUUUAUCUUGCAUAUAUAUUAAAUAAUAUACGUGGUUAAAAAUAUUUACCAUGGAAGGUAGCUGAAGGCAAGUGUUUUCAGCAGAAUAUGCUACAAAUUUUCCUGCAUUCACUAUCUAGAGAUAUCAAUACUAGUUUGGUUUUAGAAUAUUGAAAAGAAUGUGUAUGUCAGGUAAGAUUAGUGAAACUUCUUUGUUUAUCUGGUGCAAUGUAAGAAAUUUCUUUAUUACAGCUUGAGUUUAUAUAUAAUGGAAUGAAUUAUUAUAUUAUUAUGGAAGUUUAAUUUUUUCUUAUUCAACUAACACACACAGUUGUUAUUCCUUAUAGGGCUUCCAUGUUGUAUCAAAUAUACAUAGAAUUUUUUAACUUCUUAACUGUGGGAAUUGAAUUCCUAUGUAGCUAACAAUCAAAUUAAAGAAUCUGAGAUGUGUUCUUCAAAAAAUGUACUUCCAUGAAAUGUAGUAUAAGUACAGAAGCACAUUUUGGCUUUGGAAAUGAAAAUAUUUGGAAGUUUAUAGUUUCCUUUGUCAAUAAAGAAAAUUUUACUUAGCAAUGUUUUGCUUUUAUAUAAAUGUUGAUUAUCAAUGUGGUAUCACUGAAUAUUUUAAAAUUGUAACAAUUUAAAUAUGCAAAGAGAAUUUGAGUGAUCAGUGAUAGCUACAUUUGUUUAAUAUGGAGAAUGAAAAUUUUGAUACAGAGGGACUUUGCUUUUCUUUUAAAUUAAGUACUAAUUUUAUGACAGAUUUUUACCAGGUUAUCUAGUGGUCACAAUUAAUAUCUGUUCAGCUUUUCAUGUUUCAGAAUAAUGCUUCUGUCAUUAAUUUCAGUUUGUAAUUAUUAAAAUGUUAUUCUUUGAAGUAAGAAAUUUUUCAGUUAUCUGAUGUGAUUGGUUGCUUCGGAAGAUAUUUUAAAAAUUGUCUCAUGCUCUUCUCAAAUAUGUGUUGUGAUAAUUUUAUUAAUAGUGUUAUUUUUCAUAAAACUAACAGGUUUUAAUGUCUAGAAAAUGGCUGUUAGAUUUUAGUAAGAUAUAAAUACCUCAUUUUACAGCUUUGUGAUAUGUUUGUAGAUUGCAGUUUUAUUCCUUAUUUUAUAGAAUUGAUAUAAUUUUAUAAUCUAGGAAAAAACAUUUACACUAUAGUGAUAUUUUAAUUGUAUGUAUUUAGAAUAUAUCAGCAUGGAUUUUGUGAAACUUCUUAUUUUAUAAUAUUUGUAUAUAAGAUAAUAUUAUAGAUUUAUUAUGUAUAUGAAUGAUUUAUAGAAAAAAUAUUUACUUUUAUUUUAUUGAAGACAGAGUUUUUAUUUAGAUUUGUUACUUUUAAAUUCGUAUUUCAUGUAAUUUUUAUGUCACUGUAAAUUUCUUGGUUCAUACAUAGUUAAAUUUUAUACUAUGAUUUUGGCUUUGUAUACAGCUACAUAAACGUAAAUUCUUCCUUUCGGUCUGUACUUACCAAAUGUGCUGCAACAUUUUGUAUUUAUUUUAAACUGUUUUGCAUUUGUAAUAGUGAUUUGAAUAUUUUUUAUGUGUGUAUCUGUAAUUUUAAUCUUUAACAUUUUUGUGACUAAAUAAACAAAUUAUAAAUAAAUCA
Messenger RNA from Stegodyphus dumicola, 3796 nucleotides. It is a transcript of the gene Mppe, whose product is annotated as Metallophosphoesterase. Gene Ontology annotation, molecular function: hydrolase activity. Gene Ontology annotation, cellular component: endoplasmic reticulum. NCBI's taxonomy places the organism in Eukaryota, Metazoa, Arthropoda, Arachnida, Araneae, Eresidae. The record is from RefSeq and is a predicted model, not a curated record. Gene Ontology annotation, biological process: GPI anchor biosynthetic process.